This is a messenger RNA of Brassica napus (rape), 656 nucleotides long. RefSeq names its product protein SPIRAL1-like. Gene Ontology annotation, biological process: cortical microtubule organization. The coding region runs from base 186 to 530 and encodes 114 amino acids. The transcript has 3 exons. NCBI's taxonomy places the organism in Eukaryota, Viridiplantae, Streptophyta, Magnoliopsida, Brassicales, Brassicaceae. The record is from RefSeq and is a predicted model, not a curated record. Gene Ontology annotation, cellular component: cortical microtubule, transverse to long axis.
AUCAACAUUUGAAAUUGAUGGUUAACCGAAGAAGCGAUCAAUUGAACCGGAACCGGGUUGAGCUUAUAUAGAUAGACUGGUUUGCUUAUGGACUGAGUAGUCAGUUUUACUGAGUCUCUCCUUCCGUUAGCUUCUUCUUCCUCUAGAUCUGAUCGCGAUUUUCGCCGGAAGAGGUCUCUUUAUCUAUGGGUCGUGGAAACAGCUGUGGUGGAGGUCAAAGCUCACUCAAUUAUCUCUUCGGUGGUGGUGGUGAUGCUCCUCCUCCUAAGCCCGCUCCAGCUCCUUCUGCUCCACCAGCACAAGCACCUGUAGCUGUGACUGCAACUGCUCUCACCACCGCUACUACCAGCGUUGAGCCUGCAGAGGUCAACAAGCAGAUACCUGCUGGUAUCAAAACUCCUGUUAACAACUAUGCUCGAGCUGAAGGGCAAAACACUGGAAACUUCCUCACUGACCGUCCUUCGACCAAAGUCCAUGCAGCUCCUGGAGGUGGAUCAUCCUUGGAUUAUCUUUUCACUGGUGGCAAGUAAAGUAUAAAAAAAAACAUUAUGUGUAAUGCAAAUGCGUAUCCAUUGUCUCCUUGUUGCAUUCGCACACUAUAAAAACUGUUUGAUGUGAGCCCAGCCUUUAAUGAUAAGAAGUCGGUUUCUUGUCAA